UCAGCUUCCAGGCUGAAACGGCAGCCUCUCGUCGCUCCGGCGUUCGAAUGAAGAGUCCUCACGGCUCCCCUCUCAUCGCCUGAGUGAUGGGUGGAGACUGCAGCGACACUCAGUUCUGGGAUGCCUUGCUCAAAAAAUGCGUUGCCUGUCAGACAGUGUGUCGGCAGCAGCACAUCAUCUCCAGAUGCUCCAGUUACUGCGUGUUGGCGCGCUGUAAGGCCAUGCACGCUCACUACUACGAUCCCCUGCUGAAGAAAUGCAUCAGCUGUACCAAGAUCUGCGGCAGACAUCCAGCAGACUGCUCCCAGCACUGCCCCGGUCUCUCCCCUGUCGUGACCACCCAGACGCCACGGCCUGAAGUCCCCUCUCGCCGACCCAGCAACAGAGUGAUGGGUGGAGACUGCAGCGACACUCAGUUCUGGGAUGCCUUGCUCAAACAAUGCACUGACUGUCAGUCAGUGUGCCGGCAGCAGCACGUCGUCCCCAGAUGCUCCAGUUACUGCGUGUCGGCGCGCUGUAAGGCCAUGCACGCUCACUACUACGAUCCCCUGCUGAAGAAAUGCAUCAACUGUACCAAGAUCUGCGGCAGACAUCCAGCAGACUGCUCCCAGCACUGCCCCGGCGUGAGGAGUUCGUCCACAGAGAGCAACAGUCUUGGCACACAGACUGUUAAGGGACUGACAGUUACAAGCUGGAACGUACCGGCCGGAAUCAAUCCUGUGAAAAGAGCCCUCUCCCCCGUCGGGACCACCCAGACGGCCCUGCUCAGGGUUGCCCCUCACGUUCCCACCUCCGGGAGCCUGCUGCUGCUGGAAGGCUCGGCCGUCCUGCUCUACUCCCUCCUGGCCGUCUGCAUGCUGCUGCUCUUUUCCAGCCUGUGUCUGGCCUUGGCCGUGCUGCUGAGAGGGAAGAAGGCGAAGAGUGCGGACCCGGCGCCGUCUGAGGGCGGGAGCCGCGAGGCGAAGUAUGCCGUCCAGCCGAGGCAGGAGUUCGGGUUUCCGGGGAUCCGAGAGGGGAGGAACACCAAAGCUUCUCCAACACAUCCGGCCUGCCGUACUGGCUCCGAGGCAGCGCACGACUCCAUCCCGACUGAGACCUGCGUGUGCGUCCACUGCUUCCCUGACCUGAAGUCCCCGAGUCAGGCUAACGACAGACCGCCGGGGGCCAGGACCUCCUAUCAGUCCUCCACCCCACAGAGAACCUACAACAGCGGCCCCCUCUGGACCGAGGGGAGCCCCCACAGCCAGACCCAAGGCCCAGUGGUUCAGGUGGAUCCAGGAGCUGGUUGAGAUUAACUUUCUCGCGCUAUCUCGGCAACAUCAGACAAGAUUUUCGACAUGUGGAACAUGUCCUAGACUAGUACAACAAAACCAACUGUGAACAUUUAGCAACAUCAAAGCAGAGGUGGAUUCACUGAAACACAAGCAUGGGAAACAGAUCUUCAGAUUUCUAAGUCCAGGGUAGCAGGUUUGUAGACGGCUGGCACAACCAAGUGCAACUUUGGACUUUAUUCUCUGAACGUGUCAGAAAUCUGAAUAAUUCACGUGUACAGCAGCUACCUGCAGCUAUGAACCAAUCAAUCGAAAUUCCCUGGAAACUGGACGCAUUGAUGAGUAUUCAAGUUGAUGGAUCACAUCACUGCUUCUGCCAUAUUGAACCACGGAGGCAGUUUAUUUCAUUGUCGACAAAUUCAGCAAUAUCAGCUUUUAGAACAGUGCUGCAGGCAGCAGGAAGACAUAAAAAACUGCCAAGUGCAUGAACAAAUUAUAGCUUGUGAUGAUGGCAUUUGGGGGUGAAUUUCCCAUCAGCCACCUGCUAUUCCACUGAUCAGUUCUCCUGUAAAUAAUCAGUCAAGUGUCAAACAGCAGCUCCUCCUGGGCUGUAAAUGCAAUUAACUCCGACCACAGUUUCUUUUCAACUUCACCUGAAGCUCUGUGCAGUGAAAGGAGAAAAUGGCAUGUCAUUAUUAGCCACCCCCCCCCCCUCCCACCAGCGCCUAAUUAAUGCAUAUAUAGUGCAUAUUAAAAGCCAGUCAUAAAAAAGUAUAAUCUAUACUUUAUAUUCAAGCCGACCUUCAUUAAAAAACUUAAUUUAAUGUAUAUGAUAGCCACUCUGCAUGUAAAAACACGUCUUGCAUGUUAAAAAUACCAUAUUAAAGCAUAUGCGUAAGUUUUGUUUUUGUUGUCUGUUGUAUAAGAUGAACCAUGUGUUCAUGCCUUCUACUUACUUUGCAGAAAGUUGACUGUAAAUCUUUGACGGACCGUCUGCAUAAAGAAGACUACAAGUUUAAAGCAGGAAGUCUCAUUUUAAUCGAUUUCCUUCACACAGUGGUAGUAGUUCCUACUUUUGACCACCAGAUGGCGGAAUUCCAUUUCUCCACGGACAACCACAA
Salarias fasciatus (jewelled blenny) is the source of this 2392-nucleotide messenger RNA. RefSeq names its product TNF receptor superfamily member 13B (gene tnfrsf13b). The coding region runs from base 87 to 1289 and encodes 400 amino acids. The transcript is spliced from 10 exons. Gene Ontology annotation, cellular component: plasma membrane. Lineage: Eukaryota; Metazoa; Chordata; Actinopteri; Blenniiformes; Blenniidae. Gene Ontology annotation, biological process: B cell homeostasis; hematopoietic progenitor cell differentiation; negative regulation of B cell proliferation. The record is from RefSeq and is a predicted model, not a curated record.